AAAAUACAAUACAAAUGUGCAUUACCCACGAAUGCAUCGAAUAAUACACUUGUUUGUUUGGGUUAUUUCGUUUUUUUAGUGCUGAAUUUAGUUCUUUCAUUACAUGAUUACAGGAACGUUUGUUGUGAUGUAUUUGCAAGCUAAAUAAACAAGUACUGGAUUGCGGUUGCCAUCGCGGGAUGCCUCUAACACCAUGGACAAAAAACACCGCUCCCUGCUGCAACUGCACCAGCACGACAUCGUCCGGGACCUGGACGUCACCUACAUUAUAGACAAGCUGUAUCAGGAGAACGCCAUCUCCAACGAGGACAUCGAGCACAUAUCCAACUUGACGAACCGUGUCGACCGUACCCGGUAUCUAAUCGACACGCUCCUCCAGAAUGGCAACAACGCUGCCUACCAAGCCUUCGUAGACAGUCUGUUCAAGGACCACAACUGGCUAUGGGAGAAACUCCAGCUCGACCUGAAUGAACCAAUGGUCAACGCCAGUUUUGAGGACAGCCUUAGCAAAGGCGACGUGCCGAGGUUGCCAGGUCAUUAUGUGCAGAGGGUUGCUGUGGUAAGUUUCUUAGUUAGUUAUCAAUUUGACACGCUCCUACUGAAUGGCAGCAACGCUUUUUGCCAAGCCUUCGUAAACAGCCUGUUCAAGGACCACAACUGGCUAUGGGAGAAACUCCAGCUCGACCUGAAUGAACCAAUGGUCAACGCCAGUUUUGAGGACAGCCUUAGCAAAGGCGAUGUGCCGAGGUUGCCGGAUCAUUAUGUGCAGAGGGUUGCUGUGGAAAAUGAAGUGGUCACCAAGCUUCGAAGUCUCGCGCGCCAUAAGAUCUUGGCUCUCCAUGGCAUGCCAGGGUCGGGAAAGACCUCCGUGGCCAUUGGCGCCCUGCGGUAUAACCCCGACCUCAUCAACACCACGUUUAAUGGUGCGGUGUUCUGGCUCAACUUCGGCAACUGCAAGACUGAAGAUGACAUCCUAAGUCUACAGAACAAAUUAUACCGCAAAGCAUCAUCCUCAAUGUACGUCCACAACUCGUACAUGAAUUCCUCUAUCUCCAUGUCAAGCAUCGGAUCCAACGCGGACAGCCAGUCGCUGUCCAGCUACGAGUGGACCUGGCAGGAGCUACGAGACAAACUCAAAGCACAGUUCGCUGAGAACGUGCUAAAAGAUGCCCUCUUAGUGCUAGAUGAAGUCAGCGAGAAGAGAUACCUGGAGGCGUUCGAUAUCGGGUGCAAGAUACUCAUCACUACGAGGGACACGGAUGUCGUGGACAAUUUCCAAGCACAGAUCAUUAAGGUAUCAAACAACUUUGAAGAGAAGGAAUCCCUAGAACUCUUCGCUUCCUGUCUUGACGUAGACGUUAGUAUGCUACCGCGUCAAGCCAAGAAGUUACACGACAUCUGCAAAGGCAACCCCUUUACCAUCGCGCUGUUGGGCGCCAUAUUGUCAGAGAACAGGCAGAGUUUGAACCAUGACAACAGUAGAUGGACUUAUUAUGUGAAUAAGUUGCAGAAGAAGGAAUUCUUGUUUUUACCUCGGCACGACAACCCGAUCAAAGUCUGCAUAAACGCACUCGACUCCGCCACACUGCCCCUCUUCAAGAAACUCGCCAUACUCCCCGACAACGCUAAAGUCACCGCCAGAGUCAUCGGCCGACUCUGGGACAAAAACGACUCAGAAGUCGAAACUAUCAUGAAAAAGCUCCGUCGGAAAUGCCUUAUAAUGGAAGAUUACAACUACGAUGAAAGAAUAUACGUUUACGAAAUACAUGACUUGAUCAUGAACUGUCUAAGAUCGUCGUUAAGCGAGGAUGAAAUGAAAAAAACUCACGCAGAAUUCCUAAAGAGAUACCACUAUGAUAACAUUAAUACUACACCGCUGGAUAUAAUCGAUGACGGUUAUAUAGCCUUCUAUAUUGGUUAUCAUAUAUAUAAUACUAAAAAUUCUAAUAAUAAGUGGAGUUUGUUUCAUAAAUUGUUCUUGGAUUUGAAGUUUUUAGGAAAUAAGGUGAAGCUGACGGGACCGGGUGAUGUUAUAUUGGAUUUGCAGAAAUAUGAGGAAUUGAUUGUUGAAGAUGACCUAGAUAAAGACCUACUGCUAGCCCUGAAGGUGUUUCUAGGCACCCACGGUAUAGACCUAUACCGGUACCCCUGCACGGACCUAGCCCAGAGCAUAUUACAACAUGAGUCCAAAGGCAUACUAUACAGUAAGGCGGCGGCGGUCGCACAAGAGAAUACUGCUAAAAAUGAGCUUUAUUUUGAGUUCCUGCACGAACAAAAUGUAGAGGAGAUCAAACAUUCAACAAUAGACCUUAAGGAGGAGAACAUAAGAUGCGUUGGUUUCCUCGGUGACUACGUUCUAGUAGGCACUCUGUCUGGCUCUAUAAAGAUGUUCAACAUAUCAACGAACAACCUGACCAAAGAGCUCCCCGGCAACGGCUCGCCCAUCAAGUGGGUCGGCGCGUGUCCCGUCAACCCGCCCGUCGUGGCCGCGCUCGCCUUCGACGGCGUGCUCACCGUGUGGUACGUCGACGACGUCGAGGCCGACACGGACACUAUCGUCGAAGAAGACCCUGAGGAACUAUUCAACAACAAUUACCCCGGCAACCUGAUCAUCACGCCCAAAAUGGGUCCCUACAUCGGCUGCCGAUGGCUCAACGACUCCGAGAUACUCGUAGCGCAUACCGCCAAGAUCGUCGUGCUGUAUGACCCUCAGGGGGCUCCGAGACACACUUACACGGACCUCGUGGAGAGGGACAGAGAGCUGUUGUGCUGCGUACCCAGUUAUGAUGACAGGUAUUUGAUAAUGGCGCUGGCCAAUAACAAUAAGAACUACGUCGAUGUUAUAGAUCUGAAGACUAAAGAAAAAGUGGUUUCAUUGGAAGAAAACGACACUGUAUUGGAUAUCAUCACUGUACCAGGCACACACCGAAUAAUAAUUCUAACACCUAGAGAAGUGAUAGAGCAUGAAUUAGAACUGAACGGACAUCAAACCAGCCUCGGCAUCUGCCGCACUCGCUCCAUCAUCACAGGUGACGCAGUGCGGGCCGAGCUAACAUUCCUGUCGUUGGCAGUCAACAAGACUGGCUCCCUGUUGUUUAUAUCCACCGAUGACAGUCGCAUUAUAUGCGUCGACCUUAACAACUUGGCGAGGAUCUUCGAUCUAGAGAAUCGGAGAGGCAAUGUGAUGUCCAUGGCUGUGAGCGAAGUGUGGCACGACAUCCUACCAGGGCCGGACGUCCUACUAACCGGGACGGGCACGAUAGAGAACUGCGCCAAGGUGUGGCAGCUCGACCCCUCUUACGUGGCGCAGAAUACUCAGAAGAAUGGGAAAGUGCGACUAACGACAAAGUUCGACGUGAGUUUUGUGGAAGCAGUAUCCCCACACACACCGACGGGCAACGGUAGCCACAGCGUCCACGCCACGCCCAAGAGGAACAAAUCCUUCGCUCUCCACACUGAGGAUGAAAGGAAGAAACCACCGCUCAAAGGCACCAUGAGCCUCGACCGCCACUCCAAACCUUGCCUCGCGCUCAACCUCAAGGGAAUAUGCAACAACGACAGCGGGGCACAGCCCCUGUUGGCCGUACUCGACGACAAGAACAACAUACAGAUAAUCCGUGGAACAAAAAUGCUCACCGAAAUAAUAACAAAGGCAGACGAAAGGAUAACCGCCCUAAAAAUCUCUCCAUGCAACCAAUACAUCAUAUACGGGCUGCGCUCAGGCCGGGUGCAGAAAUACGCGCUCCGCACUAAAGAGACCAAAAUUAUUCUUGACGUGAAGAGUGCCGUUCAGUACCUGAGCUUCGUGAAUCCUAACUUGUUGGUGGCGGCGGGCAAGAAUCGGUGUCUGAUGGCGUACAGAUUGAACAACGACGGGAAAUGGAUGCCCGAGAUGCUGCAGAAGGGGAACAGCUAUCUGGGCUCGCAGGAGAUAUUAAAUGACAUGGAAGGUAUAAAAAAGAAAAACGGCCAACCGGACCGCCUAUCCAACUCGAGCAGUGAGAGCAGCCUCAGUUCCAAAGACCGUCAAUUCCCAGGCACCAGAGGAUGCCUCAGCGAAAGCACUUUAGUAGAAUGUUUCUACCACAAAGGGCUUUUAACAGUGGAAUAUAAUGCCACUGUCAAACUCUGGGACGAGCUGCAUUGGAGGGCUGAGGUGUUGAACGGGAGGCAGAAUGAUGUUCAAGUCAGUUGUGCGGCGUUUAGGAAAAAUGUGUUGGUUGUCUGUGAUGAUUAUAAUAAGAAGUUUCAGACGUUCGAGCUGCGCGAGGGGAACCAAACCGAGCUGCACAAGAUACAGGAGUACAGACUGAACAACAAGAUUGUGUCCUGCGAUCUUACGUCCGACGGGCUUAUACUGGCUAUGGGACUCGACUCGGGCGAUGUUGUGCUAUGGAACGUGCAAGGCAAACGCCAGCUCCGCCUCCUAAAGCACCACAAAGCAAAGGUCCAAUGGUGCGCCUUCUCCCCCGUCCCCGACCGCAUCUUCACCUCCCCCCACUCCCCCACCACCCCCACCGAUGAAAACCAACCCCCCCUCGUCCUUGUCACAAUGGCGGCUGAAAUAGUCUGGUGGAACAUAACGUAUGUUAUAAACAACAAGCCGCCGCCACGGAAGAUCAACGUGGUGACUCCGCUGGUGUUGAGUCCACGGGAGGUCACUUCGGCUGUGGGGAACAUGAGUAUUGGCUCGAGUAAUUUCUUCUUUGGGGGCGGAGGAGUCAGUUGCUGGAGGGAGCUUUGGAGAAAAAAGACAUAUAAAGAGGGCUCAAAAAGAAAAGACAUAUUGGCGUGCAUCAAGUUGUCAGGUAUGAACGCAAAAAAGCUGUGUUUCGACGAGAAAUUCUCUUGUUUCGUGACCGUCGACAACCCUGGCCACAUCCACAUAAUGAACGUUAUGUCGUAGCAACGAAACUGUCGCAGUGCUGCAGCUAGGGUUGCCACUCGAUGUUAUGGGUGCAUUGGUUUGUGAAAUUAAAUCUUAAUGUUUUAUUUUGCCAGCUAAUUUAUUUUGCGAGGGAAAAUACUAUUGAGGUUAAGACUGCCCUGGCUAAGUUAUCUGGCAAGGAUAAACGACAAUCGCGCGCGAUAAAGAUGUAGUCAUUAUUUUAAAUUCCGCUGGCUAUAUGCGAAAUUCAUUCAUAUCUUUUUGAUUUCGCUGGAUAGAGUAACUGGCGAAAGUUUAUCGCGCACGUAAAUAGUUAGGUAUUCGAAGAGUGUUUCUAGCACCUGUUUUAGAUAAUGUUUGAUGUGUGCAUAUAAAACAUAAAUGCCCCUAACAGAGAUGAUAGUCUUGUAGGGCAAUUAAAUUGUUAAAUAGAUUUUUAAAUAAAUUUUAAGCUAUGUAUUGCCUAAGUUUUUUUUUUCGCUUAUAUUAUUAGUUAAUUUCAAUGGUGAUAUACCAGUUCUUCCAAUGCAUUUCAAAUGUUUAUGUUAAUCUUAAUUUUCUAUUAGUUUCAUAAAUGUAUACGAUUUGCCAUUGCCCAUUAUAUAUGUUUAAAUGAUUUUAGUAAAUUUUUAGAGUAUUUUAACUGGAUCGAAAUAAAUGCAUGUGGAUCACGUUUAAACAAAAAUGUAGUCUCAAACUAGUACUUACCUUCAUAGCUUUUGGUAUGAUUGAUGAUGAUUACAGUAUUAAUAUUAAACGACUCUCUAUUCAUCUAUCCAGAUCUGAAUUUACCUGCAUAUUUUGUAUACCGUUAAAGUCCUUUCGCUUUUGAUUAUUAUUUUAAUUUCGUAUUCGUAGUGUUUAUUAUAGUUAUGAAUUUAAACUGCCCGCCUCUUCGACUACGUAAAUAAUACGAUUAAGAUAAUUUUAUACAGUCUUAUAUUUUACAACGAAAAUGAUGCUCACUAUAACGUGAUAUUUUGAACAAAAUCAUAGCGUAAAAGUCAAGCGCACAAUACGUAACUUAAGUACGUUGGUUGUUAAAAUAAGCAUUUUAUAAGACUUAAGGUUCUUCGGUCAGUCUUUUACUGUAUCUUGGACAACUGGACUUAAUGUGCGAAGUCUAACAAAAAAUUGUGUUGUCUUUAUACUGUAGUUGUAUUUUCAACAGUAAACGUACUGAUAUGAAUAGUGUUAUGAUGUCAUGAGUUUUUGAAUGUCUUCGCACGUUUAUUGUGGUUCAAUUUUGUUUGUAUCUUAAGAAAAUGUAACUUGUAAGCGUAAUUCAAAUGGUUGAUAAAAGCAGCAUUGCAAUAGCCUAAAUAUUGAGAUUACGGUGGUUAGUGUGGUUAACUAAUGAGAUUUACCAUGUGUUCAAUCCCACCACGUUCUGUCAUAAAUACGUACAUAUUUAACAAUUAUACAGUAAGUAACCUUUAUGCACUGCUUUCUGGGCGUUUAAGUCUAUGAGCUGAAAUAUAUUUCAGCCAUUUGGUGAACUCGAGAUAAAAAUAAAUGGGUUGAUAUUUCACCCAUAAUUUUCUAACAAAGAGGAACGAUUUAAGAUCACUUCAGUGUACAAGGGUAAAAUACUUAUAAUAGCCAAUAUAUCAUAGAGUAUUAUAUUAUAUUACUAUAAUUAGUCAUAAUUUUAAAUAGUCAUAGUUGAAGCAAACCCUGAACAUUAUAGUGCCGUCUCAAAACUACCGUACAAUUGUUAUUUUUUUAUCAUUUUGCAGUUAUUUUCUUAUUCCAUAUCGAUUUUGUUUCAAAAUGUAUUUUCAGUCCUAUCCUAGUCUGAGUUUAAAAAUAAUAUAGUAAUAACAUUUUGGUUAGUAUAUAUUUUAUUAAAAGAUGAAAUAAACUACAUACUUCAUCUAGUUGUGUUAACGUAGUCAAAAUUUACCUUGUAAAUAUGUGAGUAGUACUUACAACAACCUGGCCGAACUACCCUCGAUCACUGGAUAUAUUCGUGAAUCUUUUUACAUUGUACUUGCUAGAUUAAAAGAGUACAUUUAUGAGAGACAGCUGUCGAAUUUUGAUGUCUCACAAUAAUAAACGCAUAUUUUAUACUUUACUGUAAAUAUCUCGUAGGCUGGUACUUUUAUAUUAUAUAUUGCCUUAACUGUGCUAAGUGGUUCAAUUGUUCAAUUUUAGUGAAUAUCAUUAAAUUUAUAUAAAUAUCUAUAGGUGAAAAUUUAACCUCUUACAAUGGCAUCAUCGCAUUAUUAUUUAAGAACUGUGUCAAAAAAAAUUGGAAAGUUAAAUAAAAUGGCUGGACUAAAAUUGAUAUAAUGUAGGAAAAAAUUGUCAA
This is a messenger RNA of Cydia fagiglandana, 7202 nucleotides long. RefSeq lists its product as uncharacterized. The record is from RefSeq and is a predicted model, not a curated record. Gene Ontology annotation, molecular function: ADP binding; protein binding. Gene Ontology annotation, biological process: regulation of apoptotic process. NCBI's taxonomy places the organism in Eukaryota, Metazoa, Arthropoda, Insecta, Lepidoptera, Tortricidae. The transcript is spliced from 24 exons. Bases 194 to 4906 code for a protein of 1570 amino acids.